CACUUCCUGUCUGUCAAAACUGACCCCGCCCUCUCAUAAUGCAGCAUGGGCGAAAAUACCAGAAUCGGUAGAACCACUUGAAAAAUUGGACCUCUUUAUUGGUAUUUUUUUAGCUGAUUGAAGAACAGUGAUGGUCCAACGAUGCCGAUAGUGGAUAAACUCAAGGAGGCGUUGAAACCUGGUCGAAAGGACUCUGGUGAGGACGGGGAUCUCAACAAGCUGUUGGCAUCGUCUGCCAAGAAGGUCCUCCUGCAGAAAAUCGAGUUUGAGCCGGCCAGCAAAGGUUUCUCCUAUCAGCUGGACAGCCUCAAGAACAAGUAUGUGAUUCUGAAUCCCAGAAGUGAGGGCGCCACGGGGCAGAAGGCGUCCGAGCCUGCUCCGAUAAAGAGGCAAGUCUCGGAAAAUGUGAUCUGGAACCAGAGUGACGGGAUCCCCGCGCCGCAGAAGAUGCUCUUUCCAGCAAACAAGCUGACUCUGAAGUGGGAGCGCGUGUACAGGGUGGGAGCUGGCCUUCACAACCUCGGAAACACCUGCUUCCUCAACUCCACUGUGCAGUGUCUCACCUACACCCCGCCACUCGCCAACUACUUACUCUCAAAGGAGCACAGUCGCACUUGUCAUCAGUCGGGUUUCUGCAUGAUCUGUGUGAUGCAGAACCACAUCAUCCAGACCUUUGCUAACACCGGCAAUGCCAUCAAGCCCGUUUCCUUCAUCAGGGACCUGAAAAAAAUUGCCCGACAUUUUCGCUUUGGGAGUCAGGAAGACGCUCACGAGUUUUUGCGGUACACCAUCGAUGCCAUGCAGAAAGCCUGUCUCAACGGUUACCCCAAGCUGGAUCGGCAAACGCAGGCCACAACACUGGUCCAUCAGAUCUUUGGAGGUUACCUCAGGUCAAGAGUAAAGUGCUCUAUUUGCAAAAGUGUGUCAGAUACUUAUGACCCUUACCUUGACAUCGCUGUGGAGAUACGGCAAACGGCAAACAUCGUUCGAGCCCUGGAACUGUUUGUUAAACCAGAUGUUUUAAGUGGAGAAAAUGCUUAUAUGUGCGCCAAGUGCAAGAAGAAAGUGCCGGCCACCAAGCGCUUCACCGUCCAUCGAACAUCUAACGUUCUGACCUUGUCGCUGAAGAGGUUUGCCAACUUUAGUGGAGGAAAAAUAACAAAGGAUGUUGGAUACCCAGAAUUCCUCAACAUCCGCCCCUACAUGUCUCAGAGCUCCGGUGAUCCUGUCAUGUAUGGCCUCUAUGCUGUGCUGGUGCAUUCUGGGUACAGUUGUCAUGCUGGCCAUUACUACUGCUACAUCAAGGCAAGCAACGGGCAGUGGUACCAGAUGAAUGAUUCAAUGGUGCAGUCGAGUAACAUCAAAGUGGUUUUGAACCAGCAGGCAUAUGUGCUUUUCUACCUGAGGAUCCCUGAAACUAAGAAGACUGCAGAUGGACAGACCACCAAGACGGGGAUGUUGCAUUCUGGGAAGAAUAAUGCAUCGUCGGAGCAGAUUAAGAGAGCUAACCUAAAUGGGCCUCUGUCCUCCCCACAGGUCACAAAGAAACUUGAGCCUGCACAGCUGAGGAAGAUUCAGUCCAUGGACAGCGGCUUGGGUUUCCCCGUUUUCAGAAAUGGUGGCAAUGCUCAGCUGCAGCCAAGACUCCCCAACUGGACGAACGCUACCAACGGUCCACCAAAGCUGGGGAGUGGGCCCACCGUCAUUGAGGAGCCUUUCAAGAAGGUGAAGAAGCCCAGCCCUCAGGGCCAGGUGCAGUCGCGCAGCACCACGCCCACCCCUUCCAACAACGGGGUCAGCCGGAUGGAGGGGGAUAAAAAAGCGGGUGGGGAGAGCAGAGGAAUGGCAGCAUCUACCUCAUUCAAGUCUUUGUCGGACUCCUCCUCUGCUGACACCUCUGAGUCAAAGGACUCCAUCGGUACCAAAAGUGCACCAGCAGGAGAGACUCCCUCCACUCCUCGGAAGGGAUCCAGCAGCCUGGCUUCUCCGGCCAGAAGCUCGGAUCGCUCGCAGAGCACAAAAGAGCAGAAGAUGACUAAAGUAAAACCCCCAGCGCUCAAUAGCAUCGCAUCUGAAGCCACCAACACCAUGUCGCCUCCACCUGCCAAAAAACUGGCCCUGUCAGCCAAGAAGGCUCCCAGCCAGAAUCGGAGCACUGAUGUUCUGUCCCAUUUGCCACACCGGCUGUCCCGUGACCCUCUGCAUCGAAAUCAGUUCAAUUCCUUCACCAGUGCCACACCCAGCCAUACACACGGGGCGGGUCCAUUCCAUUCGCCUAAAACUCAGUCACUAUCCUCUGGCCAUUUCUGUGGAUCCGUACAACAGCCGAGCCUUCUUGUUUCAGACGCCAGCCCGUCUCAUAAAACCAAUGGUUUUCACCAUCCAAGCCCAAAGAGUCCAAAGUCUUCCAACAACCCCAAAAUGAUUACUCAACAGUCAGAUGUUUCCCCCCAAGCUCCAGAAGUGAGCCAGAAGCAGAAGAAGAAAAAGCGUCGGCAUUCUGAAGCGGAGGAUAAAACCGAGCCGGAGACGUCCUCGACUCCCGUCACACCUUCCAGCCCUCUGGAGACGGCGAGCGAGAGGAAACGCAGGAAGAAAAGGAAAAAGCGAAAGAGGGAGCGUGAGGAGGAAGAGAAAAUCCAGGAGGAGGAUUGGUGUCAGGGUGGCUUAUGGAGCCUGACGUCUAAAUCGGAUGCAGAACCCUCCAAAAAAAAGUGCCAGAUAUCUAACGUGAGCCCGAAAGCAUGCGAGUCAGCUGAGGAAGAGCAGCACAGGGAGCUGGUGAGGAAGAAGAAAAAGAAGAAGAAAAAGAUCAUUCAGGAUCUGGAAGAUUCUCUGCAGGAAACAUCUGAAAGCUCAAAAAGGAAUCUUGAGAUGAACACCACAGACGUUUGUAAUGACACACAAGACUCCGGAUUGUUGAAAAAGAAAUCAAAAGUAAAAAAGAAGCGGCUAAAAGAAAAGGAGCGACUGAGGGACGAAGGCGAGGAAUCUGCUGCCUCUUUGCCCGCGAACCCCCCCUGUGAGCCUGACGCCUCAGAGAACAGCAGAACGAGCAAAGAAAACACGAAAGGGGGUCCAGCCUCUGUGGUGAUGUGGGACAGUCAGAUAAAGGAUGUUUCGAAGCGCAGUCAAGCGGAUGGGAGUACAGCAGUAGAUGCUCCCAUCCGUGUGGCCUGGGAUGGGAAAAAGACGAGCAACGUAGUUGAGGAGCUUCUCAAGAACUCCUCGGAUAAAGCUUAUGGAGCAAACGUCCUCACCUGGGAUGGUGAGGUGUCUGCUGUCAGCAGGGAUGCCAUUGAAGAUGUCCGUAAUGCCAAGUUCGACACUGUGAUUGAUGAGUGGGAUGAAGAUUUUGACAGAGGAAAGGUGAAAAAAAGUCAAAAGCUAUAAAAGUGAGAAGUGGAGGAACGGCAGCAACUUCUUCCAGAAGAUCCAAGACAGGCGGAACAAGUGGUCUGUGACGCUCGGAGGGAAGAGGGCGUUUGGUGGCAGACGGUGAGGGCGCGGAACGCCGCUGACCGCAAAUCUGGAAAUCGAAACCAAGUUGCCAAACCAAAUGCGUCUGUGCGUGUGCCAGCUCCAGGACGCUCGACGGUCUGAUGGACAGCACCUUCAUCUCUGAGGGUGAACAGAAACAUCAGGAAAUGUUUUCUUUAGUGGAAAUCUUUUGAAGUCCGAGCAUCAAAUAUUUCAAAGGGAACCUGUGAUCAUCUUGUCUAAAAACUGUAGGUCUGCUUUUUUUAAGGCUCAGUUUUUGGUCCUCAAAUUGUUGAUAUGAAAAAGAAAAAAACGCAACCCAGUUGUAAGGAGUUUAUUUGUGUUUUUGUUUGUUUUUGACUUUUUUCCGUCUGAGCAAACUGCUGCAAAAGCAGCAACAGUAAAGGGCUCACAGUGAAGAAGUGACCUUUUAUUUUGAAAUCCUUCAUAUUACACAAAUCAUAAAUUGAUUUAAAUCUAUAUUUAACCUUUUUGGUUAUUUUAUUUUUUGCCUAUAUUUUUAAGUAUUACUUUUUAUUACACUUUUAGCAAAACCCAUAAUUAUAAUUUAGGUGGUCCAUGUUUGUGUUGCUCCUUACCAGCCUUACUACACUGUGCAUUAAGGUUUUACGGCAAACCCGGAUGGUGAGAAUUGUUUUAAAUGCAGUAACAGACUGAGUUGUUGAUGUCAUCAAUCUCCUAUCAAAAACUUCAAAUCCAGAGUUUCCUAGAAAACCUUCUUGAUUCCCAUCUUUUUCUCUUUAUGCAAUGUUCUGACCCUCCCAGAAACUGGGCUGACACUCAGGUACCCAGACCCCCUGUACCUCACCUUUAGCCCUCUCUCUCUGGGCAUCCAUGCCGCAUCGUGUACAUUUGUGUAUAAACUGUUUUAUACAAACUAUUUCAGGAACCACAGGAUCAUCCUCCACCACCACGGGCACAUAUUUGUAGAAAAAGGAUCAACAAAAGCUUUGUAGACGACUGUACAGUCCAUCUUCUAUCUGUAUUGCUGUAAAGAUGCAUUUCUUUUCAUUCUAGAGAUGUUGCCUUGAAUUGGCCAUAUACAGUGUAGAAUUUAAGACUAUAAAUAUCUAAUUUAAAGGAAAAAAAACGGAUCUUAAAUGUGCUAAUAAUACUCAAAAUAGUUGGUGGAUGUUCACUUGAGAAUUUCUUUUGAAAAUGUAUUUGAGAGUUGUUUUCAUGUCGCCCUGGACCGAAGCUGUUCAGAUGUUGAGUUUGUUGGAAAAGGAGGCUGUGACUUGUGGUGCAGAGCUUCAUGCUGGAGCAAAUGAACUCUCAAUGUUCUCAUGGAGUCUUGUAUUUUGCACCAACCUCUCUGAUCAGGAGGGAGAACUUUCAAAGUGAAAGGCCCUCUAGCCUCAAUAUAGUUACCUGAAAAGGUGCAAUAAAGUUGUGAUUUUUUUCGUG
Messenger RNA from Oryzias latipes (Japanese medaka), 4908 nucleotides. The record is from RefSeq and is a predicted model, not a curated record. NCBI's taxonomy places the organism in Eukaryota, Metazoa, Chordata, Actinopteri, Beloniformes, Adrianichthyidae.